CAUGUAUUGACUAAGAUUCUCUUCUUGCCACCACAAUGCCGCAGCAGCGCGUGCUCCCCCAGAGCAAGGAAACCCUCCUUCAGUCUUACAACAAGAGGCUGAAAGAUGACAUCAAGUCUAUCAUGGAUAACUUCACAGAAAUAGUCAAAACUGCAAAGAUUGAGGAAGAAACCCAAGUUUCUUGGGCAACCCAAGGCAAGCAGGACAACUAUGAGAUGCAAGUCAGAGCUGCAAAUAUUGUUCGGGCUGGUGAGUCUCUUAUGAAGCUUGUCUCUGACCUAAAACAGUUUCUGAUCCUCAGUGACUUCCCUUCCAUCAACAAAGCCAUCAACCAGCGGAACCAGCAGUUGCGCAGCCUUCAGGAGGAAUGCGACAAGAAGCUUAUUACCCCGCGUGAUAAGAUCUCAAUAAACCUCUAUGAGCUGGAGGAAGAAUAUUACUCUUCCAGCUACAGUCUGUGUGACACCAACGACCUCCCGCUGUGUGAAGCAUAUUGGAGACAGGAGCUGACCAUGUCCUCCCCAGAAGGCCUAGCCAUGCCUCUGGCAGCUGCCAUGAUAGAGAACAUUCCGGCCUCUCAGGGGUCCAUUCCUUCUCACCCUCACAUCAACAGGCAUGGAGCAGGCCCGGCGGAGCAUGCCUGAAAAGGGAGCCUGCAAUUCUCCCCAGCUUUGUUGCAUUUUGACAGUUGAACAUUCCGGUGGUUGCAUCAAGACAACAUUUUCCUGC
Molecule: messenger RNA, 729 nt
Organism: Podarcis raffonei (Aeolian wall lizard)
Lineage: Eukaryota; Metazoa; Chordata; Lepidosauria; Squamata; Lacertidae
Product: mediator of RNA polymerase II transcription subunit 22-like
Exons: 5
Coding region: 36-644 (202 amino acids)
Biological process (GO): regulation of transcription by RNA polymerase II
Cellular component (GO): mediator complex
Molecular function (GO): transcription coregulator activity
Source: RefSeq, a predicted model, not a curated record